CGCGCCACGUGUCAAGAAAAUUUGAAAUGCAUGCAGUAUGGUGGAGCUGCUUACCACGCCCGCCCAGAGAGAAGUCAAUUUUGAAUGAUCACACUGACACUACUGUCCAAAAAACUAACUCCAAAAGAGAUAGCGCAUGGUCCACAAAAAUCUAUUUUUUUUGUUUUUUGUUUAGAUGAAAAAAAAUAUCGACUAACCACCAUCGUAGAGACUUGUACAUACAGCGCAUGAUCGACAUCAUCUAAAUAUAAUAUAUAUCCUAUAUAUUAAAGCUUGCGUUCUCUUCCUGCAGUCAAUUCAAAUAUUCGAUGGGACGAAUAUCUUUUCUGUAUCAAGCGUAAAUCAUUGUCAUUCAUUGUAAGUCAACUUCAUUAAACGACAUUUGUUUUUGCGGUCAAUUAAUAAAAUGUGAAAGUUUCUAUGCCAAUUUUUCAACAAAAAAAAAAGAUUGAUUGCCAUUGAGAUUGACUUGCUGAAAUUCAAUUUAAUGCUAUUACUCACGACAAGUUUAAAAAAAAGUGAAUAUAGAAAAGUCAGUCAGUAUAAAAAAUGAAAAAUGAGUUAAAUAUAAACCCCCGAUAGGACAUACAGAUGUACAUAACGCAGAUGAAAGAGAGACGGAAAAGUCAUUGGACUCACGGCUCUAACUUGAGGGGUUUACUGACGCAUAAUGUUUUCGUCGAAACCAGAAUAGAAACGAGAGCGACAUAGCAACGUUGAGGGAUAUACUUAAACGGACUCAUGGCGAACAUACGAGAGUGACUAUAACUGAGGGUAAAAUAUGUGUAAAAAAACGGGAAUUUUUUUUUCUCUGCUUAUUAUUACAUUAUUACCGAUCGUACAUUUGUCGCAAGUUUCCUCACAAUGCGGUGGCGAUUCUGCGAGUCAUAAACCCCAGGAUAACUUGGCACUGUAUAAAAUUACACUCGAUACUUAUUGGACGCGUAUUAGAUUUCCAAAAAAUUAUCCAGAUCAGAGGGCACAAUUUGGAAAACUCAUUGGUCAAACACAUGAUAGAACGUACUCGCUUUAUCGUUUGGGUACCCGAUUAAAUAGCGGAAUAGCUCAUUAUAUUGAGACCGGCGAAACGAAUGGAAUAGCCAGUGAAGGAAAUAAUCCUAAUGUAUUCGAUUCAUUCAGCGGCUUAAGUAUAUUACGGGGUGAUGGAACAAGUUCGACACGAGCAUUUGUCGAUAGCAAUCAUACACUCGUGAGCAUUGUCUCUCGAAUAACUCCAAGUCCUGACUGGUUCAUUGGAGUGGAUUCAUUCCAGUUAUGCAUUGAUGGCGAUUGGAUCGACACUGUUACUGUAGAGCUUGAUCCAUUGGAUGCCGGUACACAUGAGGGCAUAACAUUCACGGCUAUGCAUCAGCAUCAGCGAAGCUGGCCGCAAAAUUUAGCUUAUCGAAUAACUUCGAGGUAUCCGGCUCAUCCAGCUGCAAGUUUCAACUAUCCAAAUUUACCGCGAUUACCACCAAUUGCAACCCUCACCUUCACAAAGUUGAAAGAAUAUAGUUUGACUGGUGUUUAUCAUCAAGAUCAAGUAGAAAUGGAAUUUGUCAGUAUUGAGGGAGCUUCGUCGCGUUAUUCUCCUGUUAAUGAAGCAAUCAGCAAAACAGUUGUUGCAGUAGCGGAUCACCAGAAAUACGGAUAUUGGAUGAAUAACAGCACCCAGUAUACAAUAGGAAAUAAUAAAGAGGAGAAUGCCAAGGCAGCGAUAAUUGAUGGCAUUGUGUCAUCUUAUAAUAAAUUUCCAGUAGGAAAAUAUACACACGAUGAAAGAUUAAAGGGAAACUUUGAUUUGGACAAGGAACCAAAGAGAGCUCCGAUACGGCAGAACAAGAGGCCUAUUAUCAAAGGGAGAAUCGUUAAUUCCACAUCACGGCCAACAAAUAGUUUAUUCCUGUCAAAUCGUCCUCGAGUUAAUCACCGAUUACAUAUUAAAAAUCGAGGGAUUCAAUGGAGAGGAAAAUUGCAUCAACGACGGGCACCAAGAGAUUGCAAAUCAAGUGACUGGACCGCUUGGAGUGCAUGCAGUCGGAGUUGUGGAGUUGGUGAAACGCAAAGAGUUCGAAAAAUUAUCGUUAAAGCACGCCGUGGAGGCAAACCAUGUCACUCCCUCAAGGAAACUAAGUGGUGCGGAAGCGCAACUCCUUGUCCGGAUAGUAAUAAGCAGAUUGAUCAUUUUCAUAUCAAUUAAUUUAGUUAUAGAAUGAAGAUUAAAAAAACUCAACAAUUCACUCGUAAUUAAUCACAGCUGAAAGAUGAAGAAUACGUAGCUAAUAAUUUUGCAAUACAUUUUUUUUUUUUUUAAUAUUAUCAGGAGAUGCAAGUCAAUUAGAGUCAAAUAAAAAAAUAUGAU
Molecule: messenger RNA, 2362 nt
Organism: Diachasma alloeum
Lineage: Eukaryota; Metazoa; Arthropoda; Insecta; Hymenoptera; Braconidae
Exons: 6
Coding region: 782-2200 (472 amino acids)
Biological process (GO): cell adhesion
Cellular component (GO): extracellular matrix
Source: RefSeq, a predicted model, not a curated record